Messenger RNA from Spirodela intermedia, 1851 nucleotides. NCBI's taxonomy places the organism in Eukaryota, Viridiplantae, Streptophyta, Magnoliopsida, Alismatales, Araceae. The record is from the annotation of a GenBank genome assembly.
AUGUCCUCCUUGUCCGGGGGGCCCUCCCCCAUGGCAACUGCCGCCGCCGCCGCCACUAUCUCGCCGCCGGCCCGCCGGUCGACGCCCCUUCCGUCGGCGGACCUCGCCGUCGCCUUCAUCGAGCGGUGCGGGGACGCGCGCCGCCUGCUGCAAAUCCACGCCGCCGUCUUCCGCGCCGGCCUCCUCGACCACCCGAUCGUCGUCUUCAAGCUCCAGCGCCGCUACUCCUCCCUCGGCCGUCUUGACCACGCCAGAGCGCUCUUCGGGCUCUCCCCAGAUCCCUCCGUCUUCUCCUGGACCGCCCUCAUCCACGCCCACGCCGCCGCCGGCCGCCACCGCGACGCCCUAAUCUUCUUCGCCGAGAUGGCCGCCGCCGGCGUCCAGCCAAACGCCUUCACCUUCUCCGCCGCCCUCGCCGCCUGCUCCCUCGCCGCCGGCAAGGCCCUCCACUCGCAAGCCCUCCGCCUCGGCCUCGCCGGCGACCCCUACGUGGGCACCGCCCUGCUCGGCGUGUACUCCCGUGCCGGCGACACCACCGCCGCCCGGCACCUGUUCGACGCAUUGCCUAGCAAGAACCUCGUCUCCUCCACCGCCAUGAUCAACUGCUACGCCAAGGCCGGUGACCUGUACGCCGCCCGCGCAGUGUUCGACCGCACGCCGGCGCCGGACGCCGUCUGCUGGAACGCCAUGAUCGACGGCUACACCCAGCACGGGCGGCCUGCCGAAUCUGUGGCCCUGUUCCGCCGCAUGCUGCGGUCCUCCGGCGCCGCCAUGCCCGAUGAGGUUACUCUGCUCACGGUGCUCUCCGCCUGCGCGCAGCUCGGCGCCAUGGAAUCCGGCAGGUGGGUCCACUCCUACAUGAGCACCCGGUCCAUCCCGAUGACGGCGCCGCUUGGCACCGCCCUCAUCGACAUGUACAGCAAGUGCGGCAGUCUGGAGGACGCCUGCGCAGUGUUCGACGGAAUCCCCCAAAAGGACGUCAUCGCCUGGAACGCCAUGAUCGUCGGACAUGCCAUGCACGGGAACAGCAGGGAAGCCCUCGCGCUGUUCUCGGAGAUGCUUGCCGCGGGGCUAAGGCCGACGGACAUCACCUUCGUCGGUGUGCUCAACGCCUGCAGUCACGCGGGGCUUGUGGCCGAGGGCCGCGCGCUGCUCCUUUCCAUGGCAGAGCGGCACGGGCUCUUGCCGAAGAUCGAGCACUACGGCUGCGUGGUGGACCUGCUCGGCAGGGCGGGGCUGGUGGAGGAGGCCUACGAGCUCGCGCAGGCCAUGCCGGUGAAGCCCGACGCCGUCGUGUGGGGGUCCCUGCUCGGGGCCUGUAGGCUCCACGGGAAGGCCGCUCUGGGGGAGAAGAUAGCCGCCUUCCUAGUCGCCGCCGGCGAGGCCAACUCCGGCACCUAUGUUCUCCUAUCUCACAUCCGCGCCGCCGCGGGGGACUGGGAAGCGGCGGCGAGGGUGAGGAUCCUCAUGAAAGACGGUGGCGUGCGGAAGGAGCCCGGCGCCGCCGCCAUGGAGGUGGACGGGCGGCUGCACGAGUUCCUGGUGGGCGACGUGGGGCACCCGAGGAGCGCCGAGAUCUACGCAGAGUUGCAGGCUCUGGGGGUGCUGCAUGAGGAGGGCGCCGCCGCCGCCGGUGGGGUGCACAGUGAGAAGCUGGCCGUGGGGCUGGGGCUGAUCAGCACUGCUGCGGGGACGACGAUCAAGGUGGUGAAGAACCUGCGGGUCUGCGCCGACUGCCACGGCGCCAUGAAGCUCAUCUCGCGACUCACCGGCCGGAAGAUCGUCAUGCGGGAUCGGAUCCGGUUCCACCACUUCUCCGACGGCUCCUGCUCUUGCGGGGAUUUCUGGUGA